Messenger RNA from Penicillium canescens, 1053 nucleotides. Its product is annotated as phenylacetaldoxime dehydratase family protein. Bases 1 to 1053 code for a protein of 350 amino acids. The transcript is spliced from 2 exons. NCBI's taxonomy places the organism in Eukaryota, Fungi, Ascomycota, Eurotiomycetes, Eurotiales, Aspergillaceae. The record is from RefSeq and is a predicted model, not a curated record.
AUGGCCUGCCCACGACUUUUUCUCUACGGCAGCCCAAAAACUACAAACCCCCAGUCCCUCGUUGGCUCGCCAAUUUCCCAGAUGGUAUCGAUAGAGUUUUCACCGCAUAUGUUGGCGUACAACAGCGUGCGGGGAACAAUACAGAUAGUCGAACGGAUCCAACGAUGGCUUGUGGACCCCCAAUAUGCUCCCAAAUCAGUGGAAAAUUUUCAUGUACUCGACGGCGAUGACAUUCCAAAUUCGACAGUAUUUGUUUGCUACUGGGAUAAUAAUGAGAGAUACGAGGAGAGCAUGAGGGGUUUAAACCUCGCAAAGCUUCAUCAAGCACUUCGCCCUGAGGAUCGACAAAGAGUUGGGCUUUGGUGUGAGAGGUUUACGACUCAAGUUUCGCGUCUGGAGACGAACUACUCGGGUCUAGAUUAUCUGCCGGGCCUUGCCCGGCUCCCUGGGACCAAUAUCGUUGAGCAUACGCGCUCAGCCUACUGGGGCGCAGCGCGAGAUCGAAUUCCGGCUUCAGCUCACGACAUAUUCGAGUUCGACAAGUCUUCAGCUAUACCAUUCGAUUCAAUCUCUGAGACGGACAGCCCGCAUUUGGUCAGCACAAAUUACGAUAAUCUGGUUCACAUCCGCUCAGGCCAAUUUUGGGCGAACUGCGGCGAUGAAGAGACCAAGUCAUACGAGGAGAACCUGGAACCGACGCUACGAGAAGGUCUCAUGUACUUAUGGCAAAAUCCAGUUGAGAGUGGCUCAAUGGGCCUAAGAUACUUGAGGAACACCGUGCAUGGCUCGUCUCAGCACGAGACAAAUUCUAGGGAGACCUGUGUGACUGGGUUCUUCAGAAAUCUCUCUGAUCUGGAAGGGUGGGCCAAGCGACACCCAUCCCAUCUGGCAAUUUACACUGGCGCUAUCAAACAUGCCAAAAAGUUUGGCGAAGAUCGGAAAUUCCGAACCUGGCAUGAAGUCUCCGUAUUGAAACGUGGUGAAGCGCAUUUUGAAUAUUUGAACUGCCUUCCGACAACAGGGGUGUUGGGGAAGGAAAUACUCAACCCAUAG